AUGGAUGCUGAUAUUGUUUAUACCAAAUUCAGGGAUCAAUUUAUGUCUGACAUGGAUUUACCUAAAGGAAAUAUUACUUUCAAAUCUGCUGUUGGAAGGGCAAACCGCUCGCCCUUAAGUCCCGGUGAAAGCAGCGACGAUGCUUCCACAGAAUCCGAGUUGGAAGAAUCUUCCAGUGACCAGGCGGCCGAUUAUGAUUUAGCGAAAGAACAAGAGAGUCCUUCGGACAUAGAAACCGUCUUGAAAGCUUAUUUACAAGAUAUCCAAAGGGCGGCCGAAAAGAAGGGUGGAAAGCCUAAAAGGGAUGAUCGUGACCAUAAAACAAGACGCGAGAAAAAAGGUAGGAAAAUUAUCAAAGAUGCUAUCUACCCCGACCAAAUUAUGAAAGUACCUAGGAUAAAAUGGUUAGCCAAGACGAACAGUUUUAUCAUCCGAGUUUUGCAUAAAGCGUUGAAAUAUUAUCAGAGCGCUAGUCAAUCCAAAAGGGAUUCUUUGAUAUCGAUUCCUACACAAGAUACCAUUCAACAAAACCAAACAAUGGAACGUUUCAUACUACCAAAAUCUAAAGAAGGCAUUAUUGCUUCAACAAGAGAGAAAGCUAGAAAGAGACAGGCACUUUGUCGUAUCAAGAAAAGGAACGAGCAAAGUCCUAUUCCUACAACAUCCAACCAUCUUGAAGAUACUGGAAAUAAACAAUUUGCUUCAACAUCCAAUCAUCUUGAAGAUACUGAAAAUCAAGAACAAAUAAAUAUUUCUGCACAACAAUCAUUAGUACAAGAACAUUAUUGUGGAUUACUCAACACUAAGUGCGAUUAUUGCGAUUCUCUAAAUUUUUUAUUGGAAAAACCCACAGAUGGCAAAUUUAAGAAUUGCUGUCAUAAGGGUAAAGUUAAGAUACCAUCAAUCCGAUAUAUUCCUUUUUUACAAGACCUUUUAUCUAAUUCUAACAAUGAAUUUCAUUCAAACUUUAUGAAAUAUAUAAGAUCUUAUAAUAGUUCACUUACGUUCGCAUCCAUGGGAGCACAGAUUUCUAAUAGUUUGAACCCAGGCCCAUAUUGUUUUAGAAUUCAUGGGCAAAUUUAUCACCGAACAUCUCAUUUAUAUCCUUCCACUGGGAUGCCUCCUAAAUUUGCACAACUAUAUGUCCUUGAGACCACCCAGGCUGUUAAUGGCAGGUUACACAUGAAAGAAAAUUCUGGUUGCAAUGAGGAUCUCUUAAAAAGAUUAGAUAUUUUAAUAAGACAGAAUAACCCAUUUUCUAUUAGUUUUAAAACCUUGGGAGAAAUUGAGAAAGAAGAAAAAAAUAGGGCUAUUCAAGAAAAUCGUCCAGUUCAAAAAAUCAAUAUGAUUUUUUGUGCAGAUCGCUCAAGUGACAAGCGAAGAUAUAACAUUCCUAAUAUAGAUGAAGUAGCUAUGAUUUUUACAAAUGAUGAUGGUGAACCCCCAUUUAUCAAGGUCUAUCCUCGAGUUGAUGGUAGUGAUCUGAUAAAUAUAAAUAUAUUAAGCCCUAAUCUUGAUCCAAUGGUAUAUCCUCUAUUAUUUCCUUUUGGUGACCCUGGUUGGAAACCAGAUUUAAAGGGUGAAGAUACAGGGCGUACAAGGGCAAAUAUCUCACUACUACAGUUUAAAAUAUUUAGAUUAGCAAUUCGUGAAAAUGAAUUCAACCCAAUCCCUUUUGCUGGGAAAUUAUCACAACAAUAUAUUGUUGAUUCCUAUUUACAGGUCGAGGCGAAUAAUUUAAAUUUUAUUAGACAAAAUCAGCCAAAAUUACGAGUAGAUGAAUAUUCUGGAUUAAUGGACUACUUGGAAACAAAGUCAAACAAUAUAAUUCCCGGCAAAGCAGUAAUAUUACCAUCAUCUUUUCAAGGUUCUCAAAGAAAUAUGCGAGAACGCUAUCACGAUGCAAUGGCCAUUGUGCUCAAAUUUGGCAAACCUGAUUUGUUUAUUACUUUUACAUGCAAUCCUAAUUGGCGUGAAAUUAAGGAAAAUCUAUUUCCCGGGCAAAGUCCUACAGAUAGACCAGAUUUAAUAGCCCGUGUUUUUAAAUUGAAAUUAAAUGAAUUAUUGUUCGAUAUAAAUAAAAAAAAUUUAUUUGGUAAAUCUAUGGCUUUUAUAUAUACAAUCGAGUUCCAAAAAAGAGGUUUGCCUCAUGCCCAUAUACUUAUUAUUUUAAACGAUGAUAGCAAAAUUGAAACAUCUCAAGCUAUAGAUAAAUUUGUUUGUGCCGAAAUGCCAGAUAAAAUUCUCGAUCCUAAACUUUUUCAGAUUGUUACCCAUUUUAUGAUACAUGGUCCUUGCGGGAUAUUUAACCCCAAAUCGCCUUGCAUGGAAAAUGGCAUAUGUACCAAAAAAUUUCCGAAGGAUUUUCAAAUGGAAACAAGACCAAAUAUUGAUGGGUAUCCAUAUUAUAAAAGGCGAGAUAAUGGUAUUACAAUUCUUUCCGGUAAACCUACGGAUAAUCGUUAUGUUAUUCCAUAUAAUCGAUAUCUAAUGUUAAAAUUCAAUGCUCAUAUUAACGUGGAAAUUUGUACAUCUGUUAAAUCGGUAAAAUAUAUCUUUAAGUAUAUUUACAAGGGCUAUGACUGUACUAAUGUUGACAUUAAUGUUGCUUCAAAUAUAAAUAUUCAUGACGAAAUUAAAUCACACUUAAAUGCGCGAUAUGUGAGUGCAUGUGAAUCAAUGUGGAGAUUAUUAGAAAAUAAUAUGCAUGACCGCUCGCACGCUGUUAUUCGCUUAGGAAUUCAUUUACCUUUACAACAGCCAGUAUAUUUCACUGCUGGACAUGAAAGAGAUGCUUUAUUGAGAUCAGAAAAUAAACAUACUACUUUAACGGCAUGGUUUGAGUUAAAUAAGACAGAUCUAAAUGCUAGACAAUAUCUUUAUGGGGAAAUACCUUAUCAUUAUGUGUUUACAAAUUACCAUUUGAAACUAAGAAAAAAACGAUUAAAUGUAAUUUCGAGAAUGUAUUCCCUUCAUCCUAAUUCUGGUGAACGAUUCUUCCUUCGAUUAUUAUUACUUCAUGUUUGCGGGGCUACAAGUUUUGAUUAUUUAAAAACUAUUAAUGGAAUUUUAAUGAGUACUUUUAAAGAGGCAGCUAUUAAAGAAAUUUGUUAUCAGAUGAUAAAGAGUGGGAAUCAUGCUUAG
Messenger RNA from Gordionus sp. m RMFG-2023, 3144 nucleotides. RefSeq lists its product as uncharacterized. Bases 1 to 3144 code for a protein of 1047 amino acids. NCBI's taxonomy places the organism in Eukaryota, Metazoa, Nematomorpha, Gordioida, Chordodea, Parachordodidae. The transcript is spliced from 7 exons. The record is from RefSeq and is a predicted model, not a curated record.